AGUUUAAAAAGAAGAAGCAGCACGAAAGAAAAGAAGAACCAGAAAAACUACGAAAAAAUUUUUAAUUCGGUUUUUGAUUUUUUGAAAAUUUUUGCAUUAUAUUUUUCCCUUUUAUUUUGUUAUUGAAGUCAUACAAAAUACAAGUUUUUUACAUAAAAACUUUCCAACAAAAUAAAACCAAUUGUAAAAGAAAACGUAAAAAAAUAAAAUUAAAACAAAUAAAUGCCAUUACAACAUCUACUAUUUUUAUGAAUUUUGAACAUUACAUAGUUUACGUAAAAACUUACCAUUCACUUUAAAUAUUAAAAGAAUAACUAAUCCUCCGAAAAAAAUAAAAAACGAAUUUGUUUUUGCAACCAAUUCUUCCAAAUAUGGACUUAUCAUCAUCGAGUUCUUCAACCUCCACCAAAACAUAUACGACAGCAGCAGAUCUAUCACAGACACAAACGCCAAAUAAAAUUGAUAAUGUCGAAACAAACAAUAGUACAGGAACAAUCAAUAAUGAUGACACCGCUGGCAGUUAUAGUUUAUAUGACAGUGCUAUGGAUAAUAGUCUAACAACUUUUGUUUCCUUUAGUGAAAGUGCCAACAAUAACAGUUCUUUAAAUUCCACCACAAACAGUAGUACACCCAAAACCACAACAUCGUCAAGUGAUAACUUUUCUCAUCUAAAUUCAUCCGGAUCGUCGUCUUUAAAUGAUUUUGAUACAACGAUAAAUGGCAGUGAAAUGGAAGAGGAUGAAAUCACAAGAACUACUUCCACGGCAACUUUAACGGAUGCAGCAACAGCUACCACCAACACUACUGCCUCAAAUAAUUAUGAUUUUGGGCCUAAUUAUAAUAUUUCAAUGUCACAUAAGCCAGUUGAUCAUUAUGCGAAUAAUGUAAAUGCCAGCAUGUUAUUCAUACAAUCGGAGAGCACAGAGACCAAUACUUCUCAGGAAGAAGUCGAUCCUAAAUCUCAAUUAGCAAAUAAGACAAUAUUCAAAACAGAUAAUCCCAAUUUGUCAAUUAUAGAAAUUAACGAGAAUUCUAUUAAAGAGCAGGAUAUUGAAAAUUCUGUAUUGGUUAUUGAGACCUCAUCUGAUGAUGAGGACACUGAUAAUCUUAAAAAGCAGCAGGGUAGUGACACUACCAAUGUGACUGGAGCUAUGAGUUCUUUACCCUCCAAUGUUACAUCAUCUAAUAAAAAUAUCUCGCCCAAUAAAUUGCCAGCAGAGAAUGCAGCAGAAAAGAGACGUAGAAAAGCGGAAUCACUUAUACAUUCGAGUAAACAAAAACUAAAUAUUGCCAUUGCCGAGGCAUCGGCCGCUGAAUCAGCCUCACCAGCCGCUGUCGUUGGUGACUCGGCUGUUGUUGGCAAUGGUAUACAGCCAGUGACAAAACGUGAAAUAAAAAUUUAUGACACUCUUGAAGAAUUCGAAAAGAAUUUGCCAUCGACGGUUACUGUGCUGGACACGCCGUUCGGCAGUAAAGUGUAUUUGGUGGGAACAGCUCACUUUAGUGAAGACUCACAGGAUGAUGUAUCAUUUGUUAUUCGUAAUGUCCGUCCAGACGUUGUUAUGGUCGAAUUAUGUCCAUCGCGUAUACCAAUUUUAAAACUAGAUGAAAAAACCCUUUUGGAAGAAGCCAAAAAUUUCAAUAUAGCAAAGAUUCGCAAUAUAAUACAAUCGCAUGGUUAUAUUAAUGGUAUAUUCUUCAUUUUACUUUUGCAAAUGAGUGCACAAAUUGCCAAAGAUUUAGGCAUGGCACCCGGUGGAGAAUUUCGACGUGCUUUUGAAGAGAUUCACAAGUUACCCGGGUGUAUGCUACAUUUAGGUGACCGUCCCAUACGCAUAACAUUACAUCGUGCAUUGAGAGCAUUGUCCUUGUGGCAAACAGUGAAACUUGUGUGGCGUCUAACAUCCACAGACACCAUAAGCAUUGAAGAAGUGGAAGAAUGUAAACAACGAGAUCUGUUGGAGAAGCUAAUGCAAGAAAUGGCCGGAGAAUUUCCAGCCUUCUCCGAUGUCUUUGUAAAGGAACGUGAUCUAUUUUUAUGUCACUCUUUGCAAUUGGCCGCCUUGCCUCAACCGCCAGCAGAUGGCGCUGGUCAACCCAAACCGGUUAGAGUAGUGGGUGUUGUGGGCAUUGGUCAUGCCAAUGGUAUAGCCAAAAUGUGGGGUCAUGUUGAUCCCCAGACAAUACCAGCCAUUAUGGAAAUCCCACCUGCCAGUUUAAGUACGCGUAUCUGCAAAUAUACCUUUAAAUACGGUAUAAUUGGUUUAACCAUCUUUGGAGCCUUCAAAUUGCUUAGACCGCGUUUGGCUCGUUUUUAUUGAUUGAUUUUCAUGGCAGAUUAUAUACAUACACACAUACACUUUCCUAAAAAAAAUCGUCUUAGUGCAACUUAAUGCUUUUAAAAACCAAUCAACAAACACAUAAACAAUACAAAUAUAAAAUAAAAUACCUAGUGUUUAUUCAAUAUUAUGGCAAUUUAUUUUAGGCAUUAUAAUGCAAUAUUAUAUUAUUUUUUUAAAUUAAAUUCGAUGAUGAAAUAUAUAAGUAUAUAACAAAACAAACGGAUAAAAUUCUUAAUUUUUCAUUAUCAUUGUUUCACAAAGAAAAAUACAAGAACUUUAAAAACCACUGAUGCAGCUGUAUGAAAAAAGAUAAAAAACCAAUAUAUGAAGAAGAGAAAGAAAAACCCAAAAGAUAAAAAUGAAAUUUUAACUUUAACAUUCGUACAUAUUUAAAUGUGAUUUUCCUUCCGUACUACUACUACUACAAGUGUUUGAAAAAUUUUUAACUAAUAAAACAAAAACUAAUUGAAACGAAACGUACUUUAUGUGUAAAUAAUAAAUAAAUAAAAAAUGUGAUGAUUUAUGGCAUAUUCAACAACAAAACAAAAAUACAUUUUUAACAAAACAACUCCCAAGGAAACAUUCCCCCAUAUUCAAUCUACUAUGUAGUUUAUAUACAUAAAUACAUACAAAUAUUUUAUUUUCCCCUUUUUUAUAUACAUUUAAAAAUAAAAUAUGUAAAAUAUAUAUAAAUAUAUACUAAUAUAAAAAAACAUAUAUUCCAGAGAUUUGAUCUAAAAAAAAACAAAUAUAUAUUUACACAAAAACUUACAAAGGGAUUCAACAAAUAAAUAUUUCAAAAAUAACAAACAAAUAUAACAAUUAUAAUUGUAAUAAUAUUGAGAUGUAUUUUAGUUUUUAAGUAAUUGUUUUUUAUUAAUUAUGUAAAUGUUUGAAAUUGUAUUAAAAUAAAAAAAAUCGUAGUCUGUGCAUUUAUUAUUCGUUGCAUGUAGAAUUUAUGUAAAUGAAAAUGUAAUAAAAACAAACAAUAAAAUUCUAAAUUAACAAAAAUCUA
Molecule: messenger RNA, 3357 nt
Organism: Lucilia sericata (common green bottle fly)
Lineage: Eukaryota; Metazoa; Arthropoda; Insecta; Diptera; Calliphoridae
Product: traB domain-containing protein
Exons: 5
Coding region: 372-2321 (649 amino acids)
Source: RefSeq, a predicted model, not a curated record